UUUCCCAAUCUUAAGCAAAGAGAUUUAAGCCACUCCUACAAUGCCUGACUCCAAAGCCCCUCGUCCUGAGACAUUCAGGUACAAUCAGCCAUUGUCUUUGAUGGAGUUGGUUGUGUGCAUCUUAGGAUUUUUGUGCUACCAUUUUAACCACAUGGCUGUCAGUUUAUAUUUAAACAGACCACCUGUCCUUGACUCUAGCCAUAUCUUGGUUCAGUUUCCUUCAAGUGACUAAAAUAGUAGCAUUUAUGCUCUUCUGAAGUUUAGAGUUCUUGACAUAAUAUGGUAAGUUAAGGUGUAUACGCAUGAAUGUGGAAGCUUGAUUUAGUAAAGGACUCCAGAGAAAAAGACAAGAUCAGAACGACUAUAUUAGAUGAGUCCAGAUGGCCAUCCGACACUAGGAAGGUGGACAAUGAACCACACCAGAGGAUGAGCGUCAUCGGGACCUGUCAUCUUAUUAUAUGGAGUCGUUUCGUUCGGACCUCGGCGUUUGGACGUGGUGUAGCUGGUCUAGAGCACCAUGGCUGAAGUGGAAUCAGGGAGCAACCAGAGGCAGAGUGAAGAAAUCGAGGCAAUGGCAGCCAUUUAUGGCGAGGAGUGGUGUGUCAUUGAUGAGGUUGCCAAAAUAUUUUGUAUUAGAAUCACUGACGACAUGGAUGACCCCAAAUGGACACUUUGUUUACAGGUGAUGUUACCAAAUGAGUACCCAGGUACAGCGCCACCUGUUUAUCAGCUGAAUGCUCCUUGGCUGAAAGGGCAUGAACGCGCAGAAUUAGCCAAGAGCCUUGAGGAGAUCUAUAUGAAGAACAUUGGUGAAUGUAUUCUUUACCAGUGGGUGGAGAAAAUAAGAGAUGCCCUGAUACAGAAAUCUCAGAUCACAGAGCCAGGCCCAGAUGAAAAGAAGAAAACUGAAGAGGAAGAAGUUGAGGCUGAAGAUGACCCCAUUCUAGAACACCCACCAGAAAAUCCAGUUAAAACAUGGGACCUCAAAAUCAGUGACACUGCACCAGAAGUGCAAGCAGACGAAUUGCCUCCAAUUUCUCAUGGUGUCCCUAUCACAGACCGAAGGAGCACUUUCCAGGCACAUUUGGCCCCUGUUGUCUGCAUUGACCAGGUGAAGAAGGUUCUUGCCAAGUUGUAUGAGAAUAAGAAGAUCGCCAGUGCCACCCACAACAUCUACGCCUACAGGAUAUACUGUGAGGAUAAACAGACCUUCUUGCAGGACUCCGAAGAUGAUGGAGAAACAGCCGCUGGCGGCCGCCUUCUUCACCUUAUGGAGAUUUUGAAUGUGAAGAAUGUCAUGGUGGUGGUAUCCCGCUGGUAUGGAGGGAUCCUGUUGGGACCUGAUCGUUUUAAACACAUCAACAACUGUGCCAGGAACAUCCUGGUGGAGAAGAACUUCACAAGCUCCCCUGAGGAUUCAGCCAAGAGCUUUGGAAAGAAGAAAGUGAAAAAGGACAAGAAGAAGGGUGACCAUUAAUCCUUGAACCUCUGUAGAAGGUUCAUUGUCCGGCCACUGUGUUCACAUUUCCCAGUGGUCAGUGUAUAUUAAGAUAGCACACUGACAGCUCAAGUCAGCCAGUUCAUCGUGGUUACACCAGCAUCGUGUUUCCUUCCUCCUCUGGUUCUACCGUUCGCCAGAACCAGAGGGUCUAGGACAUAUUCACUUGUGUUUCUCAUUCUUCGGGAGAACUGCUGUGAGCUUAUUUGCCAUUUCAUAUAAUAAUACUAGGAAGUGACACGUGCACAGUGUCAUUCCUGAGCUAAAUGUCCAUUUCAGUAUUGUCAUGUGCCUUUGUUAGGUGGGGAAGACGUGUCUCCAGAGGAAUAGAAAUGCCGCAUUUCUUGUGAUAAAAAUUGUCAUGCUGUUAAAUGAACAUUGCUUUCACUGCUCCCAAUAGCUUUUCAGAGUGGGAGCACACUGAAGAUGGCAGUCUUGGGGAGUCUUUUUUCUUGUGAGUUCACGAGUUAGUCACGCUUCCUUUUCUAGUAUUCACCAUGGAGUAAUAGUUUACGUGAAAACCCAGGAGUACUCAUCUGUGACCAUGUGCCAAGUGAUAGUUUAGCAUAUUUGCCUGUCCCAAGUGUUACUCCUCAGUUUCGUUGCAAAUUGGUGAUGUGAAAUCUCAAAAAGUUAUUGUUUUUAGUCGCUGCCUUUUGUUGUUUGAUUCCUGUAGUGACACAGUGAGCAUUCAGUCUCAGUAGUCCUUCUGUCCCUUAAGCGUGUUGAGGUAACAUUCCAGUGUCUCUGAACAACCUGGUAGCACUUCUUUGUGUUCUUCCCUGUGCUCUGGUCAACUCACUUGCAGAACGAGGUGGAGGCAGCACGGGAGCAGGCUGGCAGCUGUACCAGCUUGGUACACAUUUGCCAUUUGAACUCUGGCCAGGCUUUUUAAAAAUACUGUGAUUUUUGUUGAGAGGUAGAGGGACAAAUCUUUUGAUUAGAUAAAAAACUCUUUCCCUACAAAUUUUUGUCUUCCUUUUUAACAAGUGUUUUAUUUAUUUAUUUUUACCUGCAUAUUACUUGUAAGGAAUAAGACAGAAAAAUUCCCUUUGACAUGUAGGUAAGCUAUACCCUGUUAUCUUUCUGAAAUAAUGCCAACAAUUACUAAAUUAGUCUAGUGAUCACAGACUUGAUACCCCUCCCAAGGAAGGGUCAGAUGUUAGGAGGCAGCUUUGGGAGAAUGCUGGAGCACAGAAAGCAUCUGAAGCUGGGCGGAUGUUUUUCUCUGAAUUUUUAAGCUUGAAAGAUCCACAUCCUCACUUGGUAUUUUAAAUAGGAAUCCAGUAGCCAGCUUUACACUAGAGUGGGUUCUGAGACAGAAGUCUUAUUUUCAACAUUAUUUAAUGUUGUAAAUGAUCAAGAAUUAUAGGAUGACCUAUAUGUGUGUGUUUGGAGCACUUACCUCGGUUUCCAUGAAAUGCUAAGUAUAUCCUAUGUAUUAACUGCUACAGGACGUAGACAGUAUUUGCUAAGGAUGAUCGAAUCCUGACAUUUCAGAUCUGUGAACAGUGAUUAAAACACUAAGGAUUUUAUGCUGCAGAAAAAGGAGUUAAUUUUCCUAGCACACUGGAUUUGAAUUUCUUUCCUGGUGUUUUGUCUAAAAUGGUACUAGUGUUUACAGAAGAAAAAACAAUUUUUUAUAUCUCUGAUCUCGUUUUCCUCCACUUAAAAAUAUGUUAGGUUUUCCUCAUUUUAUAAGAUUACUAAUCACGUUUUAUGGGUUGAGAUCCUUAACCUUCUUCACUGCAGGUGGGAGGGGAGAUCCUAAAUUCUUCAGUUCUAACUCCUGAAAUUACGUAUUCACAUACCAUCAAUGCAAAUUAACGAUUGCAUAUUUUUCUCUAUUAGAGAAAAUCCUAUGUAGAGAAUUUUCUAGUUCUCCAAAUAACUUUCUAAAGCCAGGCAUCUGCUGUGGCAAUCUCUAUAUUAUAUCAGUUGAAAUGUUCUCUACAUGCCAGUAUAUAAGAGCAAAUCGGAGAAGCUGCUUGGGGAGGCGUCUGUCAGAGACAGACUGUUGGAAGCACUAAUCACAGGACAGAUGAAGCAGACACUGUUUACAGGGCAGGCGAGUGAUGGAUGCUGUAAUCACUCCAGUGAAUUGUAGUCACAUCCAGUCCACUAAAGAGAUGACCAUGAAUGGUGUAUACAGUUUUUAUUUUUUAUUAUGCAUGAUUUUGUAUAUAUGGCUAUUUUUCUUUCCGUAAAAAUGGUAUUAAAUCGUAUAUACUGUUUUGUAUCCUACAUAUUUCAUAUAGAAGUAUAUUGUUAACAUUUUCCCAUAUCAAUAAAUAUUCUUCUAUGGCUUAA
Rattus rattus (black rat) is the source of this 3808-nucleotide messenger RNA. It is a transcript of the gene Impact, whose product is annotated as impact RWD domain protein. Gene Ontology annotation, cellular component: cytoplasm. Bases 518 to 1477 code for a protein of 319 amino acids. Gene Ontology annotation, molecular function: protein binding. Gene Ontology annotation, biological process: regulation of translational initiation. The transcript has 13 exons. Lineage: Eukaryota; Metazoa; Chordata; Mammalia; Rodentia; Muridae. The record is from RefSeq and is a predicted model, not a curated record.